AAAAGGGAGAACUACAAAAAAAAAACAAUUCAAUAGUAAAUAUUUUGUUGCAGACGCGGUAAUAACGAGAUAAAAUGAUGAAAAGUACUGGCUUAGGGUCUCAUAGGCCUCUUUCGGGACAAUUAUAUAAAUACACUAAUGUAGUCAAAGGUUGGCAGCAACGCUGGUUUGCAGUUGAUCCGGAGACAGGAGUUCUAUCAUAUUACCUCUUUGAUGGCCCUGGAGACACAAUACAACCGGGACAGCCAGCCAGAGGAGAGGCACAUUUAGCUGCAGCUGUGAUAUGCCCUAGUGAUGAGGACUCGCGAACAUUCACCAUCAACUGUGCAUCUGGAGACAUGCUGAAAUUGAGAGCCACAGAUGCCCGGGCGAGGCAGGAGUGGGUCAAUGGCCUGAGAGCCAUUGCUGAAAUACACACAAAAGCCAUGGGUGCAAACCCACCCCUGCAGCCAAGAGAGCAGCUCGCAGUCCAUGAUGCGAUGGCAUCAGCACGGCAACAACUCCAAACUACAGAACUCAGUGAUGCUGCACUGGCAAGGUGUAUAGAAUCGUCAGAUUCUCCAUUCCCACACACAGAUCCUGAUCUGCUUCUGCUUAAGGCGACGUCUGCAGCCAGCAUGCAGGUGCUGCUGCAGUGCCUGGGCGUGCUGCACCGGCAGCUGCACGCGCAGGCCGCCUCCAUCACCGCGCGACACUCGCACCACAGCGACCGCGCGCAGAGAUCCGACUGAUUUUACUCAUUAAUACUUAAAUAAACAUUCCAUAAUGCGAUUCAACUAAGAAUAGGACCGACUGGGCGCCAUAUUCUGACGUCAUAGCUGUCAAUUCAAACCAAAUAGGUAGGGUGAGCAAAAAAAGUUUUUUUUUUAAGAAAACUGAUAUACUAAGAUUAAUUGAGAAAAA
This is a messenger RNA of Chilo suppressalis (striped riceborer), 903 nucleotides long. NCBI's taxonomy places the organism in Eukaryota, Metazoa, Arthropoda, Insecta, Lepidoptera, Crambidae. The record is from the annotation of a GenBank genome assembly.